Molecule: messenger RNA, 669 nt
Organism: Penicillium hordei
Lineage: Eukaryota; Fungi; Ascomycota; Eurotiomycetes; Eurotiales; Aspergillaceae
Exons: 1
Coding region: 1-669 (222 amino acids)
Source: RefSeq, a predicted model, not a curated record
AUGUCUUCAGCCCUAUCCAUCAACACGAUGUUCACCCCAACUCCAACUCAGGCAGAUGACCUGCCACCUUUCCAACCCAUCCGGAUCGCUACCCGCAACGACCCUUCCAGUGUCUGGGGCUUUAAGCACUGGUUGCAUGAGGUUCAGCUCGCCCUUGCAAACCUCAAUCUCUUGGCUGUCAUUAGCCAUGGAAUCCAGCGUCCCACCCCCCAGCACCUCCACUAUGAGAACUGGUUGAAAUGGUCCCGCUUCAUCGGUCAUUGGUUGGUAUGUAAUGUGGCAGAAAGGAACGCCGCUGUUAUUCACUCGGUCUACCCUCGCCUUCAGUUCGCUGACGAAAUGUACCACUGUAUUGGGCACUUACAGUUGACCGAGGAAGAUACUAUCAGACGCGCGGAGUUCAACAAGCUUUGGUCUAUGACACGACACCAAUUCCACACCCUUCACGACUACAUUUCUGCCUGGGGCGCGCACGCUAUGUUCUGCGCCCAAUUCAACCCCAAUCUCAACUGGUACGCAGUUACUAAGAUGGUGCUUGGUGAAGUCAAGGAAGAGAUUCCGGACUUGUACAACUUCAUCGACUACCAGAUCAGGACUGGCGAUACAAGUUGCAAGCAGUUCCAUGGCCAUCUCACUGGCAUCCUUGACGCUCUAAAGAAGCGCACCUAA